Molecule: messenger RNA, 2215 nt
Organism: Danaus plexippus (monarch butterfly)
Lineage: Eukaryota; Metazoa; Arthropoda; Insecta; Lepidoptera; Nymphalidae
Product: protein PFC0760c-like
Exons: 4
Coding region: 128-2098 (656 amino acids)
Source: RefSeq, a predicted model, not a curated record
AUUCUUUCACGAGAAAGUUGACGUACUUAACAAUAAAUCCAGAAUACAUAGAGAAAUAGAAAAAUCAUACAAUCUUGACUAUAUUUUAAAAAGGAAAUGCAAUAAUAUAAUAUUUUGUUAUACUAUAAUGAAAAUGCCGCCCAUUGUGAAAACUACUUUACGCAAAUUGAAAUUUAUCUGCCACAAUCUUAGCCAGAUAAAUAAAUCGGAAAAAAUAAAAGCCCUCAGAAAACGCUAUGACGCUUUUUUAGAAGAAGAUAAAAAACGUAAAGAAAGAAAUGAUUACAUCUUGGAGAGAUUGGAAAAAAUGCGAUCCUGUAUAACGUUAGUCCAAGUGCGAUGUAAGGGAUAUUCCAAAGACAGUUGCGACUAUCAGGGAGGUGUUAUUAAAAGGGCUAUAGACGGACCCCGUCACAUGUACGCGAAAUCGGAUAAUCAAAAAAGGGAUGAGCUGAAUAUUUUGAAAGAAAUCAGCCAGAAAUAUAUUUUGAUACCGAAAGGCGCCACGAAUGAUCCUAAAAAUAACUAUGAUAGGGUGAUUCCGGGUGAUCCUGGUCUCGUACAAAGCCCUUCCAAUGAUAUGGAUUGGAAAAGUAAAUACAGUAUUUUAGACGAAUUAAAAAGACAAGAAAAGGGUGAGAAUUCUAAAGCAACAGCUGACAAGCGACAUGGUGAUAAUGAUUUACACGAUGACGUUAAAAACAAAAACUAUAUUUUAGAAGAUAGUAAUUUAAAAACAAACUAUCAAAACGAGAAUUCUGAUAACAGAGACCUCUUGCCUAAUAAACUAGACGAUGGACAUGAUUUAAAUACAGUUAACAGACCAAAUAGAGAAGAGAGAAACAAUUAUAGAAAUAAAGAAAAGGAACCUAAAAAUAGUGAAGAUUUAAACAUUGAAGCAACAUCUGCUUUAAGCGCGGAGCAAGAUGAAAUACCUUUGGAUAAAAAUAACGAUCAAGAAGCCAAAUCAAAGUUAAAUGAUUUGCUACCACAAAACUACCAAGUGGAAGUGAAACAAGAUCAAAUAUAUUAUGACAGCAAUUUAAAAGAGGAAAAAGAUUUAAAAAACAAUCUUUAUGAAAAAUUAACAGAAGAACAGCAACCAACUGCAGUCUGCAAGGAUAAAUACUUACCUGAAGAGAAGAAUGUUACAGAAGUUGAAAAAAUGUCUCCAGAAAACAUUGCUCAAACCGCUUCAGACUUACCAUCUGUUGUAAGCAAUGAAACUGUGAAUGUAGUAGCUAAAGAAGAUAUUCCACUCUCAUAUUCAAAUAGUCCAGAGCAAAUAAAAAAUGAUAACUUGGUCAUAGCAAAAACAGCUGAAGUUAAACCUACUUUAAGAGAAGAACCAUCAACAGAUAUCAAAGAACACGAAUAUCAACAGCAGGAGUCGAACAUGAAGACAGAAGAAAACAUAGAACAGAAUGCAUCCUUGGAUGUGAAUAAUGAAUUUGAGACCGAACAAAGAGAAAUGUUCUAUGAGGAAACAGCUGGCGUAUACAAACAAGGGGAUACAACUGUAUAUCCAGAGGAAAAUGAAAAUUACGCAAAUCAAGAGUACUCCAACUACUACGAAGACAUACAAAAGGAACAAAUCUACCCUAUCGACAUAAACGAACACGAGGAAACGAUUGAACGUUACGAUCCCAAUUACGAAGAGCAAUAUGCCAAUAAUUAUGAUGGUACAGACGAAACAGAAUACCAGACGCAGGUGUAUGGCGUUGAUGAUACAUACAACCAGCAGGUGGCUUACGACCAACCUGGAGAUAACUAUCAAGAACAACAGAUCCAGAACUAUGAAGCUGGAGAUAAGGAAGCCGGCAAAGGCGAUCAAGCUGUUUACUACGAUAAUGCACAAACUAAAGAACCAUACGACAAUAAGCUUGGAGAUCAACCCGAGGCAGCUUAUACAGAAGGCUACGAAACACAAGAUUACGCCCUUGUGCAAGAAGCUCCGUCAAUAGACGCAAUAGGAGAACAACUGGAUUUAGAAGACAAGUACAUACAAAACCCCAACAAAUCAGUUGAAAACCAAGAUCACAAAAACGAUAUUGAGCAAACAUCCGAAGUGAAACAUCCCGAUGCUAAUGUCAUAUAACAUUCUGUAUUUUAUUAUUUUUUUUCACAAAAAGAUAUUUUUUCAUAUUUUUCUUUAUUCUAAACUAUAUAUGAUUUUGUUAAAAUUAUUUCAUGAUAUAAGCUUAAUGAAAGAUAA